Molecule: messenger RNA, 3170 nt
Organism: Grus americana (Whooping crane)
Lineage: Eukaryota; Metazoa; Chordata; Aves; Gruiformes; Gruidae
Gene: PUDP
Product: pseudouridine 5'-phosphatase
Exons: 4
Coding region: 108-806 (232 amino acids)
Molecular function (GO): phosphatase activity
Source: RefSeq, a predicted model, not a curated record
GCCUCUCCCCGCGGCGGCACCGCUACCGCUCUCUCCGUUGUCUCUGGCCGCCAGCAGAGCGCGCUUGCGCCGUCGCCACGCGGGGUGCCGGCUGCUGUGCCCUCGCCAUGUCCGCUUCCUCCGCGGCCGCGCUGCGGCCGGUCACUCACCUGAUCUUUGACAUGGACGGCCUCCUCCUGGAUACCGAGCAUCUCUAUACAGUAGUGUUCGAAGAGAUCUGUCGGCGUUUUGGAAAGACCUAUACUUGGGAUAUGAAAGCCUUAGUCAUGGGUAAAAAAGCCCUAGAAGGGGCACAGAUUAUUCGAGAUGUUCUAGAUCUUCCAAUAACUAAAGAAGAGUUAUUACAUGAAAGUAAAAUGAAGCAGGAGAAGAUAUUCCCUACUGCUGAAUUGCUGCCAGGGGUAGAUAAGCUGAUCCGUCAUUUACACAAACACAACAUACCCAUAGCCGUUGCCACCAGCUCAGCUGAAGCGACAUUCCAGAUGAAAACAGCCAGACACAAAGACUUCUUUGGUCUUUUUCAUCAUAUUGUGCUGGGAGAUGACCCCGAGGUGAAGUGUGGCAAGCCGCAACCUGAUGCAUUUCUAGUUUGUGCAAAGAGAUUUCACCCUUCUGCACCUCCAGAGAAGUGUCUUGUGUUUGAAGAUUCACCACUUGGAGUCAAAGGAGCCCUGGCAGCAGGAAUGCAAGUGGUUAUGAUUCCAGAUGAAAAGUUAAAUCCAGAUCUUAAAAAGGAGGCAACACUACUGCUGAACUCCAUGGAGGAUUUCAAACCAGAACUGUUUGGUUUACCAGCAUAUGAUUAAUGCCUAAUGUCUAUGAACAUGCACUUGACUGGAGAUCGGGAAGGUGGAAUGAAAUUUUGUUAUGAUUUUAUGAUUGGUUUGCAUCUUUUCCUCUCUUCCUCAAAACUAGAGCACAAAAAGAGCAACUCUUCCACACAGUACAUUUGAAAGUUGACUGGAAUGUUUAUGAUUUGUCCUCAUGAUAAAUGCUAAAUUAAAGCAGCAUUUUGUCUUGUGAAGUGAAUCCAGCCUUGUUCUCUGCUGUGGUGGGCUGACCCUGGCUGGAGGCCAGAUGCCCACCAAAGCUGCUCUGUCACUCCCCUCCUCAGCUGGACAAGGGAGAGAAAAUAUAACGAAAGUCUUGUGGGUCAAGAUAAGGACAGGGAGAGAUCACUCACCAAUUACCGUCAUGGGCAAAACAGAUUCAGCUUGGAAAAAAUUAAUUUAAUUUGUUAUCAAUCAAAUCAGAGCAGGUUAAUGAGAAAUAAACACAAAUCUUAAAACACCUUCCCCCCACUCCUCCCUUCUUCCUGGGCUCAACUUCACUCCUGAUUUCUCUGCCUCCUCCCCCCCCCCCAGCAGCACAGGAGGACGGGGAAUGGGGGUUGUGGUCAGUUCAUCACACGCUGUCUCUGCCGCUCCUUCCUCCUCAGGGGGAGGACUCCUCACACUCUGCCCCUGCUCCAGCAUGGGUCCCUUCCAUGGGGUGCAGUCCUUCAGGAACAGACUGCUCUAGUGUGGGGUCCUCCACAGGCUUCAGGUGGAUAUCUGCUCCACCAUGGAGCCCCCAUGGGCUGCAGGGGUACAGCACAGCAGUUUUUCCCCCCCAUCUUAACUCUGUUACCCCAGAGGCACUACCACUGUUGCCGAUUGGCUCGGCCUAGGCCAGUGGUGGGUCCAUCUUGGAGCCGGCUGGCAUUGGCUCUGUCGGACGUGGGGGAAGCUUCUAGCAGCUUUUCGCAGAAGCCACCCCUGUAGCCCCACCUCUACCAAAACCUUCCCACGCAAACCCAAUACAUUUGCACAUCAUAAUGUUUUCUGGGAAUAUUAUGAAACUAUGUAGACAAUUUAUUGUAACUGCAGUGGAAGCUUCUUGUUCUGUUUCGACUUGAAUGACUUACUGUUUAGAUCUUAACCAGAAGCCUGUUCUGGAUUGGCUUUUAUCCCAUUACAUUGUUUUUGAUACAGUUAUCACUAUCAACAUGUUUAUCCAUUUCCUUAUCCUGUACUUGCCCAUGUAUUCCCCUCUGUAUCCUGUUGUCUUUUUUUUUUUCCAGCUUUUUGCAGGGUAUUUUUUUUGUUGUACUUUCUGUGUUUUCUUGUUUUGUUUUCUUCUUAGAGGUUGAAUGAGACAACUUCCAGAGGUGCCUUACAACGUUCAUUAUUCUAUAAUUUUGUCAUUAUCUUUUUUGUCAUGGUGAAGGCUUGCUAGGAGCUAUGCAAGGUUAUGUGAUUCUGCAGUUUAACCAAAAUGCUUUGCAUUUUCCUUCUUUCAUUUCCUUAUAUUCUUCUCACUUUCCAUGUUGCCAUGUAGUCUUCUGUUUCAUUUUUUUGAAAUGCAUCAUCCUGUCUCCCUGCUUCAGUUCUGAUAAAGUUAGGGACUUAUACUCCUUUGUAUCCAAAUAGCUUUCUCUGGGCUAUCUUUACUUUUCCAUUCUUACCUCCUUGAGGGUUUUUUUUGGGGGGGGGGUUGGUAUUUGUUUUGGGGGUUUUUUUGGCCAAGUUCCUGCAGAGAGUUUUGCUAUCUAUUUUUAAAAUACAGAAAAUGUAGUUUGGGUUUAUUUAAAUACUCAAAAUUUAUUUUUCUGCAUUUCCACAAAGUGUUUAUGUUGUCAUCUGUCCCUCUUUCUUCUGUCUGUUUCUGGCAUCUUGUCAGGACAAGGGUAAGGGUCUCUUAUAAAAUGCUAGACAUGUAAACAGAUUUUUGUGGAAUCCACAAGUACAUUUAUGGCAUGGUGGAAGCAAUGUCUUUUACUUUGUCUAAAGGAUACUAUAUUAUGUGGUAUUUAUGACUGUUUUAUAAAAUUAAUGAUUGUAUUCAGUAUUUAAAAAACUGAAUUUCUAAUUGAGUGUCCAUAAGAUACUCCAAAAUCUUGGUAAAAUAUCAAACUCCAUAGACAAGGGGUGUAAAAUAUGUCAAAUAAGAGAAUUUCCAAGUAUUAUGAUAAUACUUCUCUGACCUCUUUUUUUUUUUUUUUUAAUAUUGACUGUUUAUCAAUGAUCUUCUUCACAAAAUCUUUUCUAGGCAUUUCUGGUGUUUAACUGUUUUAGGUAGAAGGUUUUUUGGUUAGGAACAAAAAUUAAUGAAUCAUAGAUACUUCAAUAUUCAGGGUGAGUUUCCUUACAUUUCUUUGCUUGUGGAUUAAAAAAAACCCCAAGUUUUUA